AUGGAACGACCUCGAGAUGACGAGGACGCAGGUGAAGAAGAGACUCCAGAUUGGCAACUCUUGUCAAAAUUUAUAAAGUCACAGACAAAAACAACAGGCCCUUCUGUUGAAGCCUUCAUACCGCGUCGUGGUGAAAAAGAUUUCGAACCCAUUGAGGCACAUGCAGGAGCUCAGUCAAAAGCUCUCGCGAAAUCUCGCGAAGCACUCUUUACCGCUCUGUCCGCCGGGAUACGAGGUCAUUCUUCUAAAGACCAUGUACGCUGCAUUUGGGGAGGCACAAAAGGAUCAUCUAACCACUCAACUCCAGCCGAAUCUACUCAAGUUUCAACAGCUAGCACAGGGAGUCAAUUUUUUCCUGCCUAUGUCGAUGGUGUAGCGAAAGGUGUUCUAUUUUCUUCGAUCGGUCGUUGGAAUCGCGAAAAGAAACGUCUAGAUUUGAUGCCUGAGGAGUUAUUAUACCUUAUUGAACGUGGUACGGUCGAAUGCUGGUCCGAAGAUGCAGAAGGAACGGGACACGGUGGUCUUCCUAUGUCUGUACAAUGGGCAUGGUCGGAAAUAAUUGGAACAGGUGGUUUGACACUAGAAAGAUAUCAGGUAUAUGGUUAUCUAAAAAGAUUAGGUUAUAUUGUGCUACGAAAAGAACACGUGGACAGCUUGUGGUCUCUUCAGCUCAAUCAGUCCCGGACGAGACCUCCUACUUCUUGCUUUAUGAGACCAUGGAUGAUUAUUUCGAUUGCUCGUGACUACAUCUUGAACUUCUUAUUGCAAUUCCGACAAUCAAUUUGUUUUUGGACACCCUAUAGGUCUCAUCACAAAGUGCUGAACGAGGCUGGAGCUUCUUGUAGCUUGAUCAAGCCGGGGGUAUGGCACAGCUACGGUAAGAAUUCUCUCUACAAUCUGGAUACAUUCCCUGAAGCUGCUGUUGAUAUUCGAAUUCGGGUCAAAGAUUCCAUAUUUAGGGCACUGCGAAUCUUCCCAUCUGGGCCUAAAGUUCCCAAUCCACCGAUCGUAAGACCUAAAAUACCAUCAAGAGACGGCGAAGAAUAUGAGGUAUUCUAUUACGUGUACAAACCCAACAAUCGAUUCCCGAAAACUGCGCCUCCCAAGCCUGACUUUGAAGUAUGUGUUGUCAAUGCCGAGACUAUGCCCAUUCCGACCAUAAGCGUGAUAAGUGAACUAUUAAGUAACACUCAUUCUGCAAAUGAUCCACCUCAACCUACCCCCACUUCUUCAGCCUCUAGAAGCUGGUCAUUUGCAUCAUUCUUUUUAUAUGGUCCUCUCUCACUGUUUCAAUUUACCAACUCUUCAAAAAACACUAACUCACGUAGACCAAAUAUAUUUGCUAAACUCAAAAAAGGGGAACAGAAUGUACUUUUAGCUGUCGUAGAUCAUGGAGUGACCACUUUCUUAAGAGUUGCUGAAACUGAUUUCGGUGGUACUCCCUUGGUGGGAGGUCUUAAUGCACAUCCUAGAUGA
Molecule: messenger RNA, 1476 nt
Organism: Melampsora larici-populina 98AG31
Lineage: Eukaryota; Fungi; Basidiomycota; Pucciniomycetes; Pucciniales; Melampsoraceae
Exons: 5
Coding region: 1-1476 (491 amino acids)
Biological process (GO): tRNA-type intron splice site recognition and cleavage
Cellular component (GO): tRNA-intron endonuclease complex
Source: RefSeq, a predicted model, not a curated record